AUGGUGGAUAACUCGUGCCCAAAUGCACCUGAACCGUUCGCAGAGGAAACUAAACUAACAACAAAGCGAGCAGGUUUGCUCUGCGAUGGCACACCUCCUGGGCAGCCCACCUUGCCCGUGCUCCUCUCUCCUAUAGUUGCUGUGUCCUCCCUUCCCUUGGGACGGGGCUUCACAGCUAACUAUUGCAAGCUACAUGGUUACUUAGAAAGCGAGCCGCUCACGCUACAGCUGUUCAUUGGGACUGCAGACGACCGCCUGCUGCGACCCCAUGCUUUCUACCAGGUUCAUCGAAUCACCGGGAAGACCGUUUCCACCACCAGCCAUGAAACAAUACUUUCCAACACCAAAGUCCUGGAAAUUCCACUUCUUCCAGAGAACAACAUGAGAGCAAUCAUCGACUGUGCUGGGAUAUUAAAGCUCCGAAACUCUGACAUCGAGCUGCGCAAGGGAGAGACGGACAUCGGUCGGAAGAACACGCGUGUGCGGCUGGUCUUCAGGGUUCAUAUCCCACAGGCCAAUGGCAGGACCCUCUCCUUGCAAGUAGCCUCCAACCCCAUCGAGUGCUCUCAGAGAUCUGCCCAAGAACUGCCUCUGGUGGAGAAGCAAAGUACUGACAGCUUUCCUGUUAUUGGAGGGAAAAAAAUGAUAUUGACUGGCCAUAACUUUCUGCAAGACUCCAAAGUCAUCUUUGUGGAGAAAGCACCAGAUGGUCACCAUGUGUGGGAAAUGGAAGCCAAAACCGACAAAGAAAUGUGCAAGCCAAAUUCGUUGGUGGUUGAGAUACCACCUUUCCGCAAUCAGAGAAUUACCAGCCCUGUGCAGGUCAACUUCUAUGUUUGCAACGGAAAGAGAAAGAGAAGCCAGUACCAGCUUUUCACCUAUCUUCCUGCUAAUGUUCCAAUUAUAAAAACAGAACCCACAGAUGACUAUGAGCCUGCUCAAACCUGUGGACCAAUGAACCAAGGCUUAAGCCCUCUCUCUAAACCAUACUACAGCCAGCAGAUCAUGAUGCCCCCUGAUCCUGGUUCGUGCCUCGUGGCUGGCUUUGCCUCCUGUCAGCAGAGAAACGCUGUGAUGUCACCCUCUCCCAACGCAAGCCCCAAGCUGCACGACCUUUCGUCCUCUCCUUACAAGUGCAUCCCCAACCCGGGCCACAGUCACCUCGGACUUCAGCAGCCCGCUGGAGGUGUUCCCACCAUACAGGAAGUGCCAAGGUCUAUAGUUGUGCACCCAAGCUCCCCCGAGCAAUCAUCUCACAUCAUGCUGCAGCCGCAGGUGAGUCAACAUCUGAGCAGUAGCUGUCCCCUUGGUUACCAACAAACACUCUAUCCCAACAGUCCCUCUUCUCCAGUUCCAUCUGUUACCCAAGAGCCAACCUAUUUGCAGUCCUGCAGUCCAACUCACUCAUCCAUAAUGGGUCAACAGCAGCAGCAACUGCCGAAGGUUCACAGAAAUGAGUCUCCAACAACCCAACCACUGUCAUUGCCAGAGUUGCAUGAGGAAAGUAAUCAUAAUUUGGCCCCUAUUCCUGUAACGAUCAAGCGAGAACCUGAGGAAUUGGACCAGAUGUACCUGGAUGAUG
Fulmarus glacialis (Northern fulmar) is the source of this 1582-nucleotide messenger RNA. RefSeq names its product nuclear factor of activated T-cells, cytoplasmic, calcineurin-dependent 1 (gene NFATC1). Gene Ontology annotation, cellular component: transcription regulator complex. The record is from RefSeq and is a predicted model, not a curated record. The annotation marks the transcript as partial. Gene Ontology annotation, biological process: cytokine production; regulation of transcription by RNA polymerase II; calcineurin-NFAT signaling cascade. The transcript is spliced from 7 exons. NCBI's taxonomy places the organism in Eukaryota, Metazoa, Chordata, Aves, Procellariiformes, Procellariidae. Gene Ontology annotation, molecular function: RNA polymerase II cis-regulatory region sequence-specific DNA binding; DNA-binding transcription factor activity, RNA polymerase II-specific; transcription factor binding.